Molecule: messenger RNA, 2350 nt
Organism: Lagopus leucura (white-tailed ptarmigan)
Lineage: Eukaryota; Metazoa; Chordata; Aves; Galliformes; Phasianidae
Gene: ESRP1
Product: epithelial splicing regulatory protein 1
Exons: 15
Coding region: 39-1949 (636 amino acids)
Cellular component (GO): ribonucleoprotein complex
Molecular function (GO): RNA binding
Source: RefSeq, a predicted model, not a curated record
UUCCCAUCCUUUCCCACUUCCCCUGGCCCGGCGGCACCAUGACGGCGUCUCCCGACUACCUGGUGAUCCUUUUUGUGACCACGGCGGGCACCAACGGGGCGAGGCUAGGCUCGGAUGAGCGAGAGCUGCUCCAGCUCUUGUGGAAGGUGGUCGACCUGAGGACUAAGAAGCUGGGGCACCCGCACGAUGUGUUGGUCCGCCCCGACCACCCGGAACUGACGGCUGAGUGCCACGAGGUCACCAAGGUGGACGUGGAGAGCCUGGCACAGGCUCCAUCGCUGGAGCAGGCAUUGAGACAGUUUAAUCAGUCUGUGAGCAAUGAGCUGAACAUCGGUGUAGGUACUUCCUUUUGUUUCUGUACUGAUGGACAGUUGCACAUUAGACAGGUUCUGCAUCCUGAAACUUCCAAAAAGAAUAUCUUACUGCCUGAAUGCUUCUACUCCUUUUUUGACUUGCGGAAAGAGUUCAAGAAGUGUUGCCCUGGCUCACCUGACAUCAGCAAACUGGAUGUUGCGGCCAUGACAGAAUAUUUAAAUCUUGACAAGAACAGUUCAGCACUCGCCUAUGGAGCCUCUCGAGUUGAAGAUAUGGGGAACAUUAUUUUAACACUGAUAUCUGAACCGUAUAAUCACAGGUUUUCAGAUCCAGAAAGAGUGAACUACAAAUUUGAAAGUGGGCCUUGCAGCAAGAUGGAGCUUGUGGACGACAACGCUGUCAUCCGAGCAAGAGGGCUCCCCUGGCAGUCAUCUGACCAAGACAUAGCAAAGUUCUUCAAAGGCUUAAAUAUUGCCAAGGGAGGUGCUGCACUCUGCCUCAAUGCCCAAGGUAGAAGGAACGGGGAGGCUCUCGUCAGGUUUGUAAAUGAAGAGCAUAGAGAUCUAGCGCUGCAAAGACACAAGCAUCACAUGGGAAACAGAUACAUUGAGGUAUACAAGGCAACAGGUGAAGAUUUCCUGAAAAUCGCAGGAGGCACUUCCAAUGAGGUUGCACAGUUCUUAUCAAAAGAAAACCAAGUGAUAGUCAGGAUGCGAGGUCUUCCUUUCAACGUGACAACAGAAGAAGUACUGGCAUUCUUUGGCCAGCACUGUCCUGUAACAGGAGGGAAGGAGGGAGUCCUAUUCGUCACAUACCCUGACAGCAGGCCAACAGGGGAUGCCUUUGUGUUGUUUGCUUGUGAGGAAUAUGCACAGAAUGCACUGAAAAAGCAUAAGGACUUGCUUGGAAAAAGGUACAUCGAACUCUUCAGGAGCACUGCAGCAGAAGUUCAGCAGGUGCUGAAUAGGUACUCUUCCACACCUCUCAUUCCUCUCCCAACACCUCCUAUUCUUCCAGUAUUACCUCAGCAGUUUGUGCCUCCAACUAAUGUCAGAGACUGCAUACGUUUGCGUGGACUUCCCUAUGCUGCCACUAUUGAGGACAUCCUGGAUUUCUUGGGAGAGUUCUCUACAGACAUUCGGACCCAUGGCGUUCACAUGGUGCUAAAUCACCAGGGACGUCCAUCGGGAGAUGCUUUUAUUCAGAUGAAAUCUGCAGACCGAGCUUUUCUGGCUGCACAGAAGUGUCAUAAGAAGACUAUGAAGGACAGAUAUGUUGAAGUCUUUCAAUGUUCUGCUGAGGAGAUGAACUUUGUGUUAAUGGGGGGCACUUUAAAUCGAAAUGGCUUGUCCCCACCACCAUGUAAGUUACCAUGCCUUUCACCCCCUUCUUACUCCUUUCCGGCUCCUUCUGCAGUCGUGCCAACAGAAGCAGCUCUAUAUCAGCCAUCUGUACUCCUGAACCCGCGGACGUUCCAGCCCUCCACAGCAUACUACCCUGCUGGGGCUCAGCUCUUCAUGAACUACACGGCGUACUACCCCAGCAUGCAGCAGAGGAUGGACUUGUACGCACAGGUGAUCCGGCCAGGAGAGUGUCCAAGGAAUGGAUUUGCAUUUAAAGGUCCCAGCAGUUAGACUUCCUUAGAGAAGAUUCCUCCAACCUUUCUGGUGGCUCAAAGAACUGCAGCAAGUCUAGAGUGGAGAUCCUGAUUAUUUUCCCUGGUUGCUACUGCUCAAACCAUUUGUGCUCAAGAUAAGUCAUCAGAAAUUUGGAAAUCAUCGUAUGGACUUCUAAGUCUUUAAGUUAGUGCACAAUUUUCAUAGGUACACACAUUGUCAUCAGAUCACCAGGCCCCUCACUGAGAGCACAGAUGUUGAACUCGCACAGUUCCUCCAGGUUUCUCGUUGAAUAAAUAAAGUAUUAAGCUGCUCUUAACAUCGAAAUAGUUUAGCCUGGACUUACAAACUCCAGCAAUAGAUCCUUUGGAAUAUAAAAGAGCUUUUAAAAUUAAUCCUGCGCACAUAUCAAACUUCUU